CCUGGUCGCGCGUGGCUGGCGGCGAAGACAGCGCCCGCGCUCCCGCCGCCCGGCUCUGCGCAGCGGAGCAUCCGUCCUCCUCUGAGUCUUCGCUGCGGGCCCGAGCCGUCGGCGCAGCCCCGCGGUUAUGAGCCCCGAGCCGGUCCCGCCGCCACCGCCCCAGUGUCCCAGCUGUGACUGCGGGGAGCCGUUCGCCCAGCGGCUGGAGAAAGGCGACGAGGCCUUUCGCGCGGGCGAGUAUGAGAUGGCAGCCGAGCUCUUCCGCUCCAUGCUGGCCGGGCUGGCGCAGCCGGACCGCGACCUGUGCCUGCGGCUGGGGGACGCGCUGGCCCGCGCCGGCCGCCUCCCCGAGGCUCUGGGCGCGUUCCGCGGCGCGGCGCGGCUCGGGGCGCUGCGGCCGGAGGAGCUGGGGGAGCUGGCGGGAGGCCUGGCGCGCGCCCUCGGCCUGCGCGAGUGGCGGCUGGGCGCGGGGGGACCGGACCGCGCGCCGGAGGAGCCGGCCGAGGGACAGGCGGCCUCAGCGCCCGCUGCGCCACGCGACCUGCUGGGCUGCCCGCGCUGCCGGCGGCUGCUGCACAGGCCGGUGACGCUGCCCUGCGGGCUCACCGUCUGCAAGCGCUGCGUGGAGCCGGGGUCGGCCAGGCCGCCGCAGCGCCGAGUCAACGUGGUGCUGAGCGGCCUGCUGGAGAAGUGCUUCCCGGCCGAGUGCCGGCUCCGCAGGCUGUCGGGCCAGGCGCGCAGCCUGCAGCGCCAGCAGCAGCCCGAGGCCGCGCUGCUCAGGUGCGACCAGGCCUUGAACCUGGCACCUGGUGAUAAUUCACUGUUGCUGCUGCGAGCAGAGUUAUAUUUAACCAUGAAGAACUACGAGCAGGCACUACAGGAUGCCAGUGUGGUUUGUCAGAAGGAACCUCUCUCAACUAAGGGACAUCAUGUAAAAGCUCAGGCUCUGUCUGGAUUGGGAAGAAAUAAGGAAGUGUUGAAGGAAUUUCUCUACUGCCUUGCUUUAAAUCCUGAGUGUCACGCUGCGAAGAAAGAAACACAGAAGGUAAUGUGUGAGGUGUUUUUUCCAGCUGCAGAAAAUGCGCAACAAAAUUUAACAACUUCCAUCCAAAGCAAAUUAAAGGUUCAAUGUCAGAGCCACAUAAACACCCCGGUAACCCUAGGAGGAGGAGGUGUUGCAAGCAGCCCUGAGGAUCCAUCUGAGAAAUCUGAUGUGUUUAGGAAUACCAGUUCCUCAGUUUUGUAUUUUAUACUGGGUCUACACUUUGAAGAGGAUAAGAAAACAAUACAAAGUAUCCUUCCAGUACCACCCAGCUCUAGUUUGAAGAGACCGUUUCCAAAUGAUACAGAGGAGGCAUGUGACCUGAAGACCCCUGGAAAAAUUCCCAAAAAAGAUCCAGAUAGCUCACCCCAAGGGAACUUGAACUCUGAGAUAGAAGAGGGCCAAGGCCUCUCCAUCGAUGUAACUGACUUCGAGUGUGCCCUCUGCAUGAGGUUGCUCUUUGAGCCUGUCACUACACCAUGUGGACAUACAUUUUGCCUGAAAUGCCUUGAACGCUGCCUUGAUCAUGCCCCACAUUGUCCCUUGUGCAAAGAUAAACUUUCAGAGUUGUUGGCAAGCAGAAAUUUCAAUAUUACCAUUCUGGCCGAGGAAUUAAUAUUUCGAUACUUGUCAGAUGAACUGUCUGAUAGGAAGAGAAUUUAUGAUGAAGAAAUGACAGAACUGUCAAAUCUAACCAGAGAUGUCCCCAUCUUUGUGUGUGCCAUGGCCUUCCCCACCGUCCCGUGUCCACUCCAUGUCUUUGAGCCCCGCUAUCGGCUGAUGAUAAGAAGGUGCAUGGACACUGGCACCAGGCGGUUCGGCAUGUGUUUAUCUGUGGACCAUGCAGGGAUAUCCCAGUAUGGCUGCAUGCUGGAGAUUAAGGACGUCAGAACGUUCCCCGAUGGAAGUUCGGUGGUAGAUGCGAUUGGCAUCAGUCGGUUCAGAGUCCUAAGCCACCGUCACCGAGAUGGCUACAACACUGCAGACAUUGAAUAUCUUGAAGAUGACAAGGUGGAAGGCCCCGAGUAUGAAGAACUCACCACACUUCAUGAUUCUGUUUAUGAACAGUCCGUCUCCUGGUUUGCCUCUCUCCAGGAUCACAUGAAAGAACAGAUUCUAAGUCAUUUCGGGUUAAUGCCAGACAGGGAGCCUGAGCCUCAGAGUAAUCCUAGUGGUCCUGCCUGGUCCUGGUGGAUCCUAGCGGUGUUGCCACUGGAACGUAAGGCGCAGCUGGCUAUCCUUGGCAUGAGCUCGCUGAAAGAGCGUCUACUUGCCAUUCGACGAAUAUUAGUCAUCAUCACACGUAAGAUGAACAGUCGGCAAGAGCUGGCUGCUAUCAGGGAGAGAAAUAAUUGAUUUUUUCUCUCUCCGUCAAGGCUUCUGGAAGCCCUGGUACGCUCAUGAGUACUGGCAUGGACGAAUAGCCAUCCACAUGCAUUGCGCUUUGUAAAAUGCUUGUUGAUAAGGUUACAAAAUGCAACCCUUGCCAAACAUUGACUUCUACUCAGAAUACGUGUUAGUGUCUGGUGGAAUCUGACUCUAUGUGUAGUACAAGGUUAGCCUGAAGUUUGGAUGGAGCCCGCGGUUGGAAAACAACCUAAGAAAAUCUUGAAGCAGAUGCUUCAGGUAUGCAGUUCACUGACAGCACAGGACACCAUAGAUGUUUUACAUGUGGUUUAGUUUCACAAGAAAGAAGGAUUCCCUUCUCAGGCAGCAUUCUGCUCUGCCAGAUAGAAACGGCUUGCUUCUGUGGCUAGACAGGAUGGGGGAACCACGCUUUUACCUGGGAGUGGAUUUUUUAGAGUACAGGCUAACCGAAAAUGUGCUUAGGCUUUGUGUGUUGCUGUGAAGUUGUCUGUGAAAUUGAAGAAUCAAACCGUUGUCUGGUGUAGGAACCAAAAAUUAAUCCUUACCCAAGAAGUACUAGCUACCAGGUAGAACUGUGUUUAGUGUCUAACAUGUUGUAGUCCCAGGUGUCAUAAAUUGCAUGUCGUAAUCAAAUUAAUGUCAAAAUACAACAAAGUGUGCCUGGGUGUACAAAACCUGAGAAUAGUAUUGUUAAUCUGAAGAUGUAUAUAUUUACACACAGUAAACAAAAUGAGCAAAAGUGAGUUAAAACUGUAUAUGUGUUGCAAUGUCAAACAUACAGCCAUCAAAAGCAAAGAACUCCUUGGACCAUAACCUCAUCUCAUUGAGUCCAUGGAUAUUAAGCAUUUAGAAAAUAGUCUAUCUUUUCUACCAGGAUUUGCAUUAGAAAUUAGGCCCUUCAGGGUAGCACUGUAGCUCAGUGCUUAGGGUGCCGGCCACGUACACCAAGGCUGGGGGGUUCGAACCUGGCCCGACCAGCUAAAACAACAAUGACAACUGCAACAACAACAAAAAUAGCUGGGUGUUGUGGUGAGCGCCAGUAGUCCCAGCUGCUUGGAAGGCUGACGCAAGAGAAUCGCUUAAGCCCAAGAGUUUGAGGUUGUUAUGAGCUGUGACACAACGGCACUCUACCCAGGGUGACAGCUUGAGACUGUGUCUCAAAAAAAAAAAAAAGGAAAUUAGGCCCUUUGGUAAAUUUCAGUUUACUAAUCCGUCCACUGAGACAUGAAUAUGUUAAAAGCUGCCAUACAGCAACACUCUUUCUAUUCUAGGGAAAUACACCAGAGUAUACAAAGAGAGGGUAACUGGUAUGAGAUAGAAAUAUUCAGAAAAUUUUCUCCAAUACCAUCCUCCAAUAAAAUUAUCUUUAUUAUUUUGAAAGACAGUUUUACAAUGAUCAGACUAGGUGAUACCUAUCAGAAACAAUACGUAUGACUUCCAACCUCUAGUGCAUGUUGUUGUAUUGGUUGGAGCAGCUGAAUCUGAGAUGCUCAAAUGUUCUCUCCGGCCUAACAGGCUGGUGGAUUCAGUUGGCCUCCUCAUCUGUGAGGUGGACAUUCUUAUCUGAAAGAUGAUAACAACCACAAAAAGCAAAUCACAACCAUAAGUUUUGCUUUAUUCAUCCAAUGUAUGUGAUUUUUUAGUUUUUAAAAAUAUGUUUCAUAGGCUCAGUGACCGUAGCAUAGUGGUUACAGUGCCAGCCAUGUACACCGAGGCUGGUGGGUCCAAACCUAGCCUUGGCCAGCUAAACAAUGAUGACAACUGCAACAAAAAAUAGCUGGGCAUUGUGGCGGGCACCAGUAGUCCCAGGUACUUGGGAGGCUGAGACAAGAGAAUCGGUUAAGCCUAAGAGUUUGAGGUUGCUGUGAGCUAUGAUGCCACAGCACUCUACUGAGGGUGACAUAAUAAGACUCUAUCUCAAAAAAAAUAUAUGUUUCAUAGUACACAAUGUUGAUGGUUUAUCAACCCAUCAAGCAUUUCAUUACAAAGACUUUAUUAAAUUUUUUUUAAUCAUAGGAGUUUUCAGUAGCUAAAACUCAGUUUCCUCAUGGAAUUUGGAAAAAAAAACUAUACUUGAUAACUUAAUUACAAAGAGAAAAUUUGAAAGUAUUUUCCAAUCAAAUGUCUCAAGUGCCUCCCAUGAUGUGAACCUCAAAUCUCAUCUUGAGGUGAUUUAAAGACAGUUUGGCCAGGUGACUUCUAAGAGAUUUUGUUAAUUUAUGCAUUUACAGUAGUACUCAACUUUCUUAGGCAUUGUAACCUAACCUAAUCAUUCAAAAGAAAACGAAAUUGCAUCUAACAUGCCAGAAGAUCUUGCCAGAAGUGGUUCAUAAAAAGUGAUACCCAUUGACCACUAUCUGCCUUUCCCUUUUGGAGAAUAUUUGGUACCUCCCUACUACAUCUGAAUAGUUAAAAUUGCAAUUUCCAUUUGGAGGUAUCUGAAUAAUCACAAUGUGAUCACGGUUUCUCCAAGAUCCUUUCCGAAGUUGGUAUGCUUAGAAUUUCAUGUACCAUUUGGAAGAUAGCACUUUCUCUUCUUCACUCUUCGAAAGUCUUAACUCGCGCAUCAGAACCAUUAUUGUGCUUGGCAUCAGAACCAUUAUUUCUUCUGCCUUUCUGAGUCUUCUCAUGCUGAGUGCUCUUACGUAAAAGCCCGAACAACAGUGUGCAGAUGAGAGCAACACAAGUUUUGAGGUUUUGAUACCGAAAGGAGUUGACAAUGAUCCCUUCAUUCUCUCUCUGUUCAGCAUCACACCUCCACUUACUGCAAAAUAGGAGCAAAUUGGGACUUCCUGAGCACUCAGAUAACAUGAUCCAUCAGGAAGUUGAACCGAGGGAAUAUGAAUCGCACUGUCACGUUAUGAAGGAAGCUUCCUCUUACAGACUUAAAAAGAAACUCAGACUUCUGUUUGCUGUGAAUCUGGCUAAAGCAAAAUAGUUGGCUUCCUCCUCUUUCCUGUCAGGGAGAUGCCAUUUGUAAGGAUUUCCUGGAAAACGGUGUAAUCUCUCAUUAAAAUCAAGGCAUUCCAGUUUAAUUUUACUGAACGCGUUCCCACCCUAAUGCUUUAAUUACAUCAGAAUAAAAGCAGAAAAAACUGAUAGCGGUACGCAGGAGUUAUUUUUCUUUUUGAAGAACAAUGCCCUCCGUGAGGUAUAUUUCCACCCAUUCUCCAUACCUGUGUCUUUGAAGUGCAAGUGAAAUCAUAGAAAACAGUUCUCUGAAAGCCAAAGACAUUUUUAGUAUUUCUCAUUUCCUCUGUAUCCCUGUCCCCAUCGUUCAAAUUGAAAACUUAGGAUAUUUUCUAAAGUUCCAAAUGAAAGUAAUUUAAAUGUUUAAGGUUUGUAUAUGGAACCAUAAUAAUUUUUAACCAAUUUAUGUACCAGUGUUAUUCCAUUUUUAUGAUCACAAACCUGUCCCUUUUUCUCUCUCAACCUCCCACCCUGAAAACCCCAAAGUACCAAGACUGUUUAAUAAAUGUACAGUAUCUCAAAUCUUACAAAUGUCAAGACUUGACGGAGGACUUUUGAAUCAUCAAGGAACAAUUAAAGUUUAUAAAUAGUAGAAUUGCCAUGAACUGUGAUAUUACCAUGUUAACAUAAAAUUAUUUUAAAUUGGCAGUUACUACAAUCAAAAUACUCUUGCCUGACCUAGCUGUAUUAUAUAGAAUUUGUUAUAAUUUUUAAAAGUACCCAUCAGUGGCUUCUCCAUCUUUUCCUCUUUUGUUUCCCCACCACCACCACUUAAAUUACUUGGGUAAAUACACUCCUUAAACUUUAGAUGCUGUCCUACCAAAUAAGAAAGAAGAAAUGCAAAGAAUAUAAAGAAGGAAGAUAAUAGCAAAUUAGAGGAAAAUAAAUGUGGGGUUUUGUGGGGACAGGCUGGAAAAACUAUAAAGGAAAAAAGCAGUUUAGCAUUUAUAAGGAAUACAAAUGGUAAGAACCUGUCUUCUUGUCUUGGAAGCUAAAAAUAGCUGCAAGAAUGAAACGCUUCACCAGUUUUGAACAAAUUAAAAGAUUAGAUUAAGAAGCAGCCGUUUGGGCUGGCUGGAAGAGAUUAGCAGUGUAGGUUCAAAGGUAAUUAACAUCUCCCCCCCUUUCAAUAUAUGUUCCCUUUUAAAGGUUAAUUCUAACUCAGACCCUUUGCCCACUCCACUAUUACAUUAUUCCCCUGAGGUCUUAUGCAAGACCUCCCAAACGUCACAUGCGGGGACUUAGUUUCCUUGACCCCUAAAUAAUCAUGAUAAAUCAGCUCCUGCUACAUUGUAAAUGUUGUUGAAACACAAUAAAACACAUUAAAAGACCUGUGAGCUGAAGAGUGCUUGGUCUCCGAGCCUCAUGGGGCAAUAUCAGAGUCUGAGGAUCUUUCUUUUCCUGUCCUCCUGUGCUUUAGCCAGGUUCCGAGGAAGGCAGUGGGGGCAAACAGCGACAGGGUUUUGUUGUUGUCAUUGUUGUUGAAAGCACAGUUUUGUUUUUCUCAGGUUUAGAUAUGGCGUAGGGUAGGGAGGUAUGGGUCACAGUGGCUCCAGCGGAAGGAAGUUCUUCCACUUUAACCAUCCCUACUUAAAGGCCUUAUUCUGAUUCUAUUGUUCCUUAAAACCUAAUUCCCAGAGAAGCUAGAUCGGAAUAGGUGUGGUCAGUUGUGUGAGCCACCUCGCCUCACAGGGAGAAAACUGAAUCUCGACCAUCACGUCCUCUUUGCUGGGGUGAGAGGCUUGUUCUGAGCAUUGACUCCUGACUCUGAGAAGGUCUGUUCACCUUCACAGCCCCACACCUUGACUCCACCUUGGCUUUUCACCUCUCAACUGCUGAAUCCUAUGAAAUAGCGUUUUAGUGGGGACUCUGCUUUUAGGGGAGCCUAAAUACUAGAAUAUUGCAAUAGCACCAAAAUAACGAAGAAAUACAUUAAAGUGCCACCAUUGCACCCAGCCAACGUGGGACAGCAGCUUUGAUUUGUACCCUGGUCUUGAUCUAUAAAGGUGACAGAGAUGCCAGUGCCACUGACAUCAAAGUUUGUGACUCACAUUUCCCCUAGAAACGGAGGCACAGCAGGCCCCACAGGGCCAGGUGGGGAAGCUGUGAAGCAGGAAGGAGGAAAACACAGCCCACAUCUUGUAUUGUUUUCGGCAGGAAAGGAAAGGCAGGGUUGGGGAAGCAGCUUGGAUUGUCUAGUUUGAAUAAAGCAUCUGGGGCCAUAGGUAUAGGGUGAUCUGUGACUGUCUGGCCCCUGGCUCUGGGCGAUCAGGGCAGGGCGUUUUGCUUCCCGUAGUGUAAGAGGCAGGUGGAGGAGGUGGUUCUGAGUAAGGCUCUGGGUUGUAGUGUGCUCUAAGAAUUGGCUGUCUCCUAGGAAUUGUUGCUCCCCAGUCAGUGAGAUCCCUAAGAUAUAAAAAUCACAGUUUAUACAAUCAACCCUCUGAUGUUUUGACAUAUUAAAUAAACUGUGGGGGCUAUGAUAAUGGAGACUUUUAAAGCGCAGGGCCUCUCAUUUUAUGAGAGUAGAAAGAAAGAACACAAGUAGAGAUACAGGAAGUCCUUUAGCCUGGCCCAUAACUAAGUUUCUCAUUUUUAUCGCAUUAGUCAAGAACAUAGGCCUGGAGUUUUAAGGGGAGGGAUCUUUAAAAAUUUCUCGGUGGAGUUAAAGUAUCAAAAAUGUGAGUCUGAUAUUACUGUCUUGGUGUGUUUCUUGGGUCAGGCUGGCAGUUCUGAACUGAGGGGUUAUUGAGGUGUAAGUGAAGGGCGGUGGUAUCUGUGUGCAGCCAAAGGGAAGAGACAGGGUGGACACGCAGGGCAGAAGUGCACAGAGCUGGUCAGUUACUGUUUCCAUGACCCAAAGCAUACAGGGCAGCUGAAUGUGGGGGCUGCAGACUCAGGGUCUGCGAUAGCCCCUGCGUCUAGGACAGCCUGGAGGGUACCUACCUAUGUAUUAUUUUAAUGGGGUAUGGUGCAAGGCUGGGAGGGGCUGUUUCUUGCAUCUGAAGCCCUUGGGCACCUUAUGUUCAUCAUAAGUGGUCCAGUACACCCAGAAGGCCUGAGUAGAAGUUGCCAACAUUUCUUUAAUGAAGGAGUCUCUGGGGCCGCUAACAGGAGUGGCCGUUGAUUAGUAAAUGCCAAAGACUGACUUUCAUUUUAAUUUGUUACUCAUUAUGUUAGAGCAUCUAUGUCCAAGAUGGGAUAUUUUAGGGUGAGAUCUGUGACGGGGGGAAAUUUAGGCAGGGUACAGUUGGAGAGCUGCAUCCCUGUUUUUUUCUUAUCUUAAAUUUAGUUGCCUUUUUUUGAGAUGAUAGGUUAUAUAAUGUUUAAAUUUAGUGGGAUCUCCAGGUAUAACUGUCAGUUGAGUAUUGAUUAAGUCUAUGAGCUUUGUCAAUAGGUGCAUUUUAGCAAAUGCUACAUUUAAUGUAGAACAUAGGCUCUAGAGGUGUAAAGGCUGAUCUGUGCCAUUUUAUAUUUGGUUAUAUCAAAAUAUAUAAAGCUUGUUACACAUUAUAUAUAAUUUGUCAUAUGCAUUUGUGGUAUAUAAAUUUUUGAUUUCUAACUUGAUCAAAUUAUGUAUCUUUGUUUUAAUUGUAUAUGUAUAUACACACGUAUGAAGUAUAAAUUAGUCUAAUUAUAGUAAAAUAUUCUCUGCAUGUGCGGAUACGUGUGUGUACGUAUGUGCGCACAUACAUGCAUGUACACAAACCUGCACAGUCUACUUAGUUACCUCUUAUUUUCUCCCCUUGUAUCUAGGGCUUCUUCUCUCUUUGCUGUUUUACUGAUUUUGUGACAAUAUGGUUUUGAGGAGAAGCUCUUAGCUUAGUGCUGUAAGGCAACUGGCCUCAGGAAGGCCCAAACACACUGGCCAGGAGAUACGGUAUCACAUGACCUGAAAAACUUCUGCAGGUCUCAAGGUUAGGAAUAAAGUAACCUUUCCCCUUUCCCUUAAACCAUUGAGAGAGGAUUCUCACUUACUUUCCCAGAGACAAGGGGCAUGCCAUGCCACACUGGGCUGGUGGGGAAGCGCCAGAGUCCAUCAGGAGGCAGAAUUAGGGGAAGGCCCUGGGACACAUCUUUGUGUUCCCAUGGCAAAGCUGAGCAGGGGAUGCAGCUUGGGAUUGGCUAGUUUGGUUAACAUGGGAGGCUCCAGGGUGGUCUGUAGCCCUGGGGUGAUGAGGGCAGAGGAAUACGCCUCCCGGGAUCUAAGGGCCAGGUAAAGCAGGACGUUCAGGGUUGGGCUCUGCAUUGGCUGAUUUCCAAGUCAUGAUCCCAGGGGAGCCAUUUGCCAUCUCUAAGAAUUGGCCAGCCCUGGGAGGACACGUUUUGCCCCUGUUAGCAAGGUCCCCUAAAUGUCACAACAUUAUAAAUUACUAAAAAGCAUGAUUAUUGCAAGCUCAUUCUAGCAUUUCUGGCUACAGCUGCUAAAAGAAGUCUGCCCCCUCCAAAUGUGCAGGUUUUCCUCUGCAGCGGAGGGGCGGGCCUGCAGGCACACACCUCUUUGUGUGCACAGAAGCUCAGUAGCAGAGCCCCUACCUGCCUGUGGUCCUGCAGCAAGGGAAGAUUUUCCCAGCUGUGCAUUGCGGGGAGGAGCGGGGAGAGGCUCUGGAGGCUUCCUGGGUGUUCAGGCAGCCCCUGGGUAGAAAGAUUGAACCUGAGAAUAAGAGAGUAGGCCAGGGAGGUUUGCCAUCAUGAAGGUGAAAUGACAAACUUAGCCUUUAAAGGUAAAAGUGGCUUGCAGCAUGAAUAUCUCUAACCUUUGGCUUUUCAGGGAUCAUUUUUAAAAAUUGCUUUGGAGCCUUCAUUAUUUACCAUACUGUUUUAGCUAUUCAAUAAUUUUAUCAAGUUUUGUAUCGCGAACAGCUUGAUCAGUGGCUGACUUCUCUCUUGUGCUGUUUACUGCACACACGAUUUUCCUCUCACUUCUGGGGGGAAAUACUGUUAAUAGACAGGUUGGACGGCUGUACACUCUGUUCAUUCAUUGUCCUUAAGUGCCAGUGGAGGGUCGGGGGUUGGCAUCUUAUAGUUGUGAGAUGAGUUUACCAAUUACAAAUUGAUGUGUAUUUUUUCUAUUUAAUUAGAAGAACAGAUUAACAAAUCACUAGUCACUGUACAUAAAAGCACGCUUUUACCUGGUUAGAGACAAUGUGUUGUCACAUUCGUACAAUAUAGAUUUGUCAUCUGGCUUUACUUAGUUUCCCCAAGUGUAAGUCACGCUGAAAGAUGUGUAAUAACAAUCCUCAGCAUUUCUUGUCGCAUAUGUGAGGCCAUACUUAAAUGUUGUGAUAUUUACUUUAUGUAUUCUUGUACUGCUCAUUUUAAUGAAUUGGAAUUGUAUAUUUAGUAUGUGAUAUUUGGAGUAAAUUAAACUUACAGUGUUGUAAA
Molecule: messenger RNA, 10762 nt
Organism: Nycticebus coucang (slow loris)
Lineage: Eukaryota; Metazoa; Chordata; Mammalia; Primates; Lorisidae
Gene: LONRF2
Product: LON peptidase N-terminal domain and ring finger 2
Exons: 12
Coding region: 128-2398 (756 amino acids)
Molecular function (GO): protein binding
Source: RefSeq, a predicted model, not a curated record